This is a messenger RNA of Drosophila grimshawi, 635 nucleotides long. Its product is annotated as sarcocystatin-A. The transcript is spliced from 3 exons. Bases 39 to 401 code for a protein of 120 amino acids. The record is from RefSeq and is a predicted model, not a curated record. Gene Ontology annotation, molecular function: cysteine-type endopeptidase inhibitor activity. Lineage: Eukaryota; Metazoa; Arthropoda; Insecta; Diptera; Drosophilidae.
AUUUCGUGUUUUGUAUCGUAUGGAAACAGUUUCUCAGAAUGUUCUCACUGAAGCUUCUUUUUAUUCUGGGCCUGGCCAUGACAGCGGUUGACUCUCUUCGCAUUCGAGGGAGACCAAAAGAACUCAGUGGCGAUGAGCUGCAGAAGGCCGAGGACACCUUAAACAUAUCUCUUGCUAAAUUGGCUGAAGGCGAUGGCCCAAACUAUCAACUGAUUCAAAUAAUCUCGGCUAGCUAUCAGCUUGUUGCGGGCAGUAAAUAUGUUUAUGUGGCCGAACUCGCCGAUGAGAGCAACUCGAAGGUGUGCAAUGUGGAGAUUUUGUCACGGCCCUGGCUUGAAGACGGCACCCGAGUCACUUUUGAUUGUCCCGACGGUAAAAUUGAGAAACAGCACAGUUCCUAAGCAAUGCCAAAUUGUCGUUCAACCAGAAUUUGUCUGUAUUUAUUUGAUUACUAAUUAAUUCAAUUAUAAUCAUAAUUAUUCAAUACAUUUUAGAAAAGUGUACCAUGAAAUUAAGAAUAAGAAUAAGAAUAAGCGUAUUUCUUGGAAAUAUGCUUUCUGAAUAAUAAGAAGAUAACAAGAAAUGUUAUCAAAGGUGUCUUUAAUUUGAAUAAUUAAAGAUUAACAAAAUGAGAA